UUCCCUAUAGACUCCUCUCCGCCGCCCCGUACAAUUCUUUCCUCUUUCGCCUCUUUCUGUGCUUUAUAGUCUGCCACCGCGUCACCGGCGACGCCUCAAUCCCGCCGCCUCCGCCGCCUCCCCCGGCCCCUACUCCUCUCACGCGCCUCGCCGCCAUCGCCGUUCCCGUUCUUUCUCGUCCCGGCUCCCUGUCUCCACCCCGUCCGCGACCUUCGGCCAUUGCUUUUUUGAGGAUUUGAGGAUUUUCCUAUAUAUCAAUUUCUGGUUUGGGUGUGAUCGUUCUAUGAGAUAGAAGAAAGGGCAGACUGAAGUAGAAUUUGAGCUCUGGUGGAUCUAAAGGAAAAGUGGCAUGAGAAGAAGUUCGGAAAUUUCCAUGAAAGCUUCAUCAUCCAUGGCAAGUGAGGCAUCAAGGAAUACUGACCCUGGCCAACAGGGUGUCCGUUACAAUUCCAUGGACCUGUCUUAUUUUGCAAGACCUGGCCAAUCAAUCCCUAGCUGUCCUCCAUUCUUUGCUCCUCAGUCUUCCAGUUUUUGUGUUCCUGAUGACAGUGGAGCUAAAGUGGGCAAUCCGUUUGAAUCGGAUCCUUCACUGAACACUCCUAUAUCAGAUUGGGAUCCUCAGGCAAUUCUGAGCAACCUAACCUUCCUUGAGCAGAAGAUCAAGCAGGUUAAAGAUAUUGUGCAGUCCAUGAGUAAUCUAGGGAGCCCAGUUGUUGGUGGUUCUUGCGAGCUUGCAGCAAAGCAGCAGCUCGUCACUGCUGAUCUCACUUCCAUCAUAAUUCAGCUUAUCUCAACAGCUGGCUCUAUGCUUCCUUCCAUGAAGAGCCCUCUCCUUAGCAGCAAUCCAGCGGUCAGGCAACUCAACACUUAUGGUUCUCCCAUGGGCUUUGGCUCAGUUGGGAAUCAGCGGCCAAGCACAAACAGGGAGGUGACAGUUCCUGACAUGACCAAGACCUCUGAUUACGAAGAGCUGAUGAGUACCAUUACUACAACUCAUGAUGAGAAGGAUGAUCUGAUCAAAUGCCCAAAUCCUUGUGGCGGGGAAGGGUCUGAACCUAUUCCAAUGGAAGACCAUGAUGUGAAGGAGAGCGAUGAUGGUGGUGAGGCAGAGAAUCUCCCCCCUGGUUCUUACGUGGUCUUGCAAUUGGAGAAAGAGGAGAUUUUAGCACCACACACUCAUUUCUGUGUGAUAUGUGGCAAGGGUUUCAAGAGAGAUGCUAACCUACGGAUGCACAUGAGGGGCCAUGGAGACGAGUACAAGACUCCUGCAGCUCUUGCUAAACCCAUGAGAGAUUCUGGCUUGGAUCAUACACCAGUUACAAGGUACUCUUGCCCAUUUGUCGGUUGCAAGCGGAACAAAGAGCACAGGAAGUUCCAGCCUCUCAAGACAAUCUUGUGUGUGAAGAACCACUACAAGAGAAGCCACUGCGACAAGAGCUAUACCUGCAGCCGAUGCAACACCAAGAAGUUCUCGGUCAUUGCAGACUUGAAGACUCACGAGAAGCACUGCGGGCGCGACAAGUGGCUCUGCUCAUGCGGAACGACCUUCUCAAGAAAGGACAAGCUGUUUGGGCAUGUUGCGCUUUUCCAAGGCCACACACCUGCUCUUCACAUGGAUGAUAUCAAAGCAACAGGAGCUUCGGAGCAGCCUCAGGGUAGCGAGGCUGUGAUGGAUGACAUGGUAGGGAGCGCAGGGUAUAACUUCCCUGGGAGCACAUCCGACGGUAUCCAGAAUCUCGACAUGAAAGUUGCUGAAGAUACGCGUGGCUAUUUCUCGCCAUUGAACUUUGAUCCGUGCUUCGGCGCGCUCGAUGACUUCACUCGCCCUGGAUUCGACAUCUCCGAGGAUCCGUUCUCUUUCCUGCCCUCGGGACCAGGGUCAUGUAGCUUUGGGCAGCCUAGUGGAGAAAGCUGAUGAAGGUCGUCACUGUCGGCGACAAUUGCUUUGUCGGUCAUUGUGUGUGAUGUUAUGAUGCUGGCCUAGUUCUCCCUCUAUUCAGGGAGCCAUUUUGGCCCAUGCAUGUUCCUUAAGUGUACUUUUAUGUUGUGGUCAUCAAUAAUGGUAACGAACUUCCCUAUA
Molecule: messenger RNA, 2080 nt
Organism: Lolium perenne
Lineage: Eukaryota; Viridiplantae; Streptophyta; Magnoliopsida; Poales; Poaceae
Product: zinc finger protein STOP1 homolog
Biological process (GO): response to aluminum ion; response to acidic pH
Source: RefSeq, a predicted model, not a curated record